AAAUCCUUGUUUCCUCAUUUUAGGAUUACAUUUUCUGUGAUUGAGUUGUCUAUUUAGAAGAUUAAACCCAUUUCAAGAAGUCUUGGAGCUGGUCCUUGCCUUGAGGAAAUAGUGGCCUGUUUCAAGAAGCUACUUCUGAUCUAAGAAUCUACCCAGCAUGCCUAAUCAAGGAGAAGACUGCUAUUUUUUUUUCUAUUCUACAUGUACCAAAGGUGACAGCUGCCCAUUCCGUCACUGUGAAGCGGCACUAGGAAAUGAAACUGUUUGCACAUUAUGGCAAGAAGGGCGCUGUUUUCGACAGGUGUGCAGGUUUAGGCACAUGGAGAUUGAUAAAAAACGCAGUGAAAUUCCUUGUUAUUGGGAAAACCAGCCACUGGGAUGUCAAAAACUAAACUGUGCUUUCCAUCACAACAGAGGGCGUUAUGUUGAUGGCCUUUUCCUACCUCCAAGCAAAACUGUGUUGCCCACUGUGCCUGAAUCACCAGAAGAGGAAGUGAAGUCUAGCCAGCUCACAGUUCAACAGAAUAAAUUGUCUGUCCAGUCUAAUCCCUCCCCUCAGCUGCGGAGUGUUAUGAAAGUAGAAAGUUCUGAAAAUGUUCCUAGCCCCACGCAUCCACCUGUUGUAAUCAAUGCUGCAGAUGAUGAUGAAGAUGAUGAUGAUCAGUUUUCUGAGGAAGGUGAUGAGACCAAAAUACCUACCCUGCAGCCAACUCCUGAAAUUCAUAAUGGAUUACGAGUGGCUUCUGCUCGAAAACCUGGGGUCAAUUUAAAGCAAGGUGAAUGUUUGAAUUUUGGAAUAAAAACUCUUGAGGAAAUUAAAUCAAAGAAAAUGAAGGAAAAAUCCAAGAAGCAAGGUGAGGGUUCUUCAGGAGUUGCCAGUCUUUUACUCCAACCUCAGCCCAUUCCAGGUCCUGAAAAGGAGAAUGUCCGGACUGUGGUGAGGACAGUGACUCUGUCCAGCAAACAAGAAGAACCCUUGGUUAGAUUGAGUCUUACCGAGAGAUUGGGGAAACGAAAAUUCUCAGUAGGUGGUGACAGUGAUCCUCCAUUAAAACGUAGUCUUGCACAGAGGUUAGGGAAGAAAGUUGAAGCUCCAGAAGCUAGCACUGACAAAACACCAAAGAAAGUUCUAGUAUCCAAGUCUCUGAAGGAGCGAUUAGGCAUGUCAGCUGUUCCAAACAAUGAGGAGGCAACAGAGAGGGUUAAUAAAGUUGGCGAGAUCCAUGUGAAGACAUUAGAAGAAAUUCUUCUUGAAAGAGCCAGUCAAAAACGUGGAGAAUUACAGACUAAACUCCAGACAGAAGUACCUUCAAAAGCAGAUGAUUCUACUUCAGGAACAAGAAACUCCUCCACUAUUCGAAUCAAAACUUUCUCUGAAGUCCUAGCUGAAAAAAAACAUCGGCAGCAAGAAGCAGAGAGACAAAAAAGCAAAAAGGAUGCAACUUGCAUCAAGCUAAAAACUGAUAGUGAAAUUAAAAAAACAGUGGUUUUGCCUCCCAUAGUUGUCAACAAAGUACAGUCAGAGGAGCCUGCAGGUAGAGCAAAGUCUAUGCAGGAAGUGCACAUCAAGACGCUGGAGGAAAUUAAACUGGAGAAGGCAUUGAGGGUGCAGCAGAGCCCAGAGAGCAGCACCAGCUCCCAGCCUCAACCUGAGGCCACUCUGGGGACAAGGCGGCUGCUCCGAAUUACCAAACGAACAGGUGCAAAAGAAGAGAAGAAACUUCAGGAAGGAAGUGAAGUUGCUUCUCAGAGCACUGUUACUAGAACAGAGACUAAAGAGGCUUCAGGUGAGACCAUAGCAGUUGACAUCAAUAAAAUCCAAGUCAAGAGAUGUGAGACCAUGAGAGAGAAGCACAUGCAGAAACAGCAGGAGAAGGGAGCCUCACAGAAGGAAAAAUCAGUCUUGACACCCCUUCAGGGAGAUGUAGCCUUUUACAAUACCCAGGUGGCCGAGAAACCAGCACUCACUGCUGUGCCAGGCAUCACACAGUACUUGACCAAGCGGCUUCCCACAAAGUCAUCCCAGAAGGCAGAGGUAGAAACCUCAGGGAUUGGGGACUCACUAUUGAAUGUGAAAUGUGCAGCGCAGACCUUGGAAAAAAGGGGUAAAGCUAAACCCAAAGUGAAUGUGAAGCCAUCUGUGGUUAAAGUUGUCUCAUCCCCCAAAUUGGCCACCAAACGUAAGGCAGCGGAGAUGCAUCCUGCUGUCAUUGCAGCUGUGAAGCCACUCAGCUCCAGCAGUGUCCUGCAGGAAAGCCCAGCCAAAAAAGCAGCUGUGGCUGUUGUCCCACUCCUGUCUGAGGACAAAUCAGUCACUGUGCCUGAGACAGAAAAACCUAGAGACAGUCUUGUGCUGCCUGCAACUCAGUUCCCUUCAGAUCUCUCACCUUCGGAGGUAUCUGGCCCUUCCUCAUCUCAAGUGGCCACAAAAACUCGCCGACUCAGUACUGCCUCAACAGGAAAGCCCCCUCUCUCUGUGGAGGAUGAUUUUGAGAAACUAAUAUGGGAGAUUUCAGGAGGCAAAUUAGAAGCUGAGAUUGACCUGGAUCCUGGGAAGGAUGAAGAUGACCUUCUGCUUGAGCUAUCAGAAAUGAUUGAUAGCUGAAGGUGGUAGUGAGAACACUUAAAAACAAACAAAAACUCACCAAAAAACUGGACUUAGUUUCAUCUAUUAUAACAUUUACCUGAGCUGAUCAUUUCUUUAGUCUAGAAUUUGCCCCAAAUCGGAAGUAUACCUCUGAAUUAUCUGUAUAUGUCCUGGAUUCCUUGGAGUCAGAUUUUUAGUCACUUGAUAACCAUUUUGUCCACUUGGUGCCAUUGUUUAAGCAUCUUUCAGAAAAAAUUUCUGUUGUACCUUUCUCUCCACAAAAUAGAGACUAAGAGGGAGAUAAAGUGAAAGUGCAAGAGAACUUAAUGACUCCUUGAGGUGUUUGUCAGUUUUGACUUUUUCCCCCUUUGUUGUAUUCUUUCUUUUAUGUGUUGUCUUGAUGUACUUAUAUUACCUGAGUUGGAAAUGGAUGAAGACAGCUGCUACCAUUAAGGACCAAAUUUCAUGCUACCACUAAACGAAAAAAAAAAUCCACUCAGUCUGUGUUAAAUUGUAUGUCUUUUUAAAAGGUAUUUGGAGAUUCACCUAAGCUUUAAUGAGGGCUGAGCAGCUCAGGAGGCCUGUAACAUGGACAUAACUCUUUGGACCUGAUUUUGAUGCUUCUGCUGUUCUGCAAGCCUCUGAAGAGCAAUAUCUAAUUUAUUAUUACUGUAAUUUUUUUAAGGCUUUAAAGUGCCUCAGGGAUCCCCUGAAACUAAUUUUCUAUUUCUGGGAUUCCCUGGAUUCUUUAUAAGAGAUGGCAAAAUGAUUAGAGGAAUUCUUUAAAAGUUGUCCCUUCUCUUAAUACUUGCCUCCUACUGGCACUGACAUCACAGGGACAAAAAUUGGUUAAUUUGUUAUUUCUAACUCUCCCAGCAAACUCCUCUUGUAUUUAUUUGGUGCCCUUUUUUAGCCACCUGAGAGAAAAAAAUGAACUCACUCAAGCUGCCAAUAUUUAUCUAUGGACCAUAGCAGUACACUGAAUUGUACUGUAGCAGGGAUUUUGAGAUACUCUGGAGGUGUAUUGUAUACCUUCCAGUUUUCUUCAUUUCUGAAUUGAAAUUUUGUUUUCUUGAUGUUGGUCUCCUUCAUAUCACCUCAAGGUUUAGACGUGUGAAAGAGCAAAUAUGAUGGGGAUAAUAGUCUUAGAAGGAGACAAAAUUGUACAUAAUUGGAAGGAGGAGGAAAGGAGUAUUUGUCCAUUUUGAUAUUUUGCUGUAGGUGGCCAGUUUUGUUUCUCAUCGGGAAAUCUGACCCACCUGUCGUGUUGGCUCCUAAGGAACUGCUGUUGUAAGCGGCUCAUCAAGAGUUGAACUUCAUGUAGCCUUGUUGGGAAUAUGGAAAAGGAAGAAAGCCACAGGACUGCCCAUUCGGUCUUGGGAAGACCUGGAUGAUUCUGCACAAGCAAAAUGACUUGAAAUUUAUGUAUAGACACACCUCUACCAAUCCAUCUUCAGCCGACUGAAUGUUGUAUGAUAGCCCUUCUCCAAAGCAGGGGUGGAAUGUUCUGGUUUCACCACAGAUUUUCUACUCAUUUCAUUUUUGGAAUCAGCUUAUAGAUUCCAGGUCCAUUUUGUAUAUAACCUUUAUUCUUUUGCAUUUUUAAAAAUAAUUUUGUUUCAUAUUUAAAGCACUUGUAUUAGUCAAUGAUUCAUGUUCAGCAUUAUUUGAACCAUUUGCCAUUACACAAAGAGAAAUACUUAUUUGUGUUUUAAAUAAAACUGAUGUAGGAAAGUCUUAA
Messenger RNA from Galeopterus variegatus (Sunda flying lemur), 4328 nucleotides. RefSeq names its product zinc finger CCCH-type containing 11A (gene ZC3H11A). The transcript has 16 exons. Gene Ontology annotation, molecular function: metal ion binding. The coding region runs from base 158 to 2605 and encodes 815 amino acids. NCBI's taxonomy places the organism in Eukaryota, Metazoa, Chordata, Mammalia, Dermoptera, Cynocephalidae. The record is from RefSeq and is a predicted model, not a curated record.